AACGCACCCUAACGGAUGUCGCAGCUUCCUGUUUGGCUCCAUCGGUGGCGGGAGAUCGCAGCAUGGCGGUGCAACCGAAGCAGAACCAGAACCUGUCCCUGGACAGCGCGGCCGAACACGGCUUUCUGAACUUCAUAUUCUCUAUGCCGGAGAAACCGGACACAACCUUCAGGAUAUUCGACCGGAACGACUACUACACCGUCCACGGGAAAGACGCCAUAUUUGCUGCCAAGGAGGUUUUUAAGACUAACGGAGUCAUCAAAUAUCUGGGCUCAGGGAGCCGUAAGCUGGAGAGCGUGAUCCUGAGCAAGCUGAACUUCGAGGCCUUUGCGAAGGAUCUGUUGCUGGUGAAGCAGUACCGAGUGGAGGUAUAUAGGAACCAAAGCAAGAGCAGCAAGGAGCACGACUGGAGGAUCGAGUACAAGGCCUCUCCAGGAAACCUGACCCAGUUCGAGGACAUUCUGUUCGGCGGAGGAAGCGGAGGCGAGGGAUGCGCGGGAGUGGUCGCCGUGCGGUUUGCGACGGGAGCCGACGGACAGCGAGUGGUCGGGGUCGGCUACGUGGACGCAGCCCAGAGGACCAUGGGGGUGUGUGAGUUUCCGGACAACGAGAUCUUCUCCAACCUGGAGUCUCUACUCGUCCAGAUCAGCCCCAAAGAGUGUCUGCUGGCUCAGGGAGAAUGCAGCGCUGAGGGGAACAAGCUCCGGGAGGUGGUGCAACGUGGCGGCGUUCUGGUCUCUGACAGGAAGAGAGCAGAGUUCAGCAGCAAGGACAUCGUCCAGGAUCUCAACAGGCUACUGCGAUCUAAGAGAGGAGAGACGAUGGCGAGCAACACGCUGCCUGAACUGGACAAGCAGGUGGCCAUGUCAUGUUUGGCUGCUGUGGUUCGAUUCCUCGAACUUCUCUCCGAUGAGUCGAACUUCAACUCUUUCAGCCUCACAACGCUGGGGCUGGGGCAGUACAUGAGGCUGGACAACGCCGCCGUCAGGGCUCUCAACCUCUUCCAGGGUUCGCCUGACGACACCAGUGGAGCUCAUUCAUUGGCCGGUUUGUUGAACAAGUGCCGCACUCCGCAGGGUCAGCGGCUGGUCAACCAGUGGAUCAAACAACCACUUAUGGACAAAACCAAAAUAGAGGAAAGACUGGACCUUGUGGAGAGUUUUGUGUGCGACUCGGAGCUGAGGCAGACUUGUCAGGAGGAUCUGCUGCGACGCUUUCCAGAUCUCCACCGCCUUGCCAAAAAGUUUCACCGUCACACGGCGACGCUGCAAGACUGUUACCGCGUCUACCAGGCCGUGAGUCACAUCCCCGCUCUGAUCACGGCUCUGGAGAGCUACUCAGGCAGCUACAAGGUGUUGCUGCACGCGGUGUUCACCUCGCCUCUCACUGACCUGCAGACGGAUUUCAUCAAGUACCAGGAGAUGAUUGAAACCACUCUGGACGUGAAUCAGAUCGAACACCAUGAGUUCCUGGUGAAGGCGUCGUUCGAUCCCGCUCUGAGUGAGCUCAGGGAGAAGAUGGACGCUCUGGAGAAAAGCAUGCAGGCUGUGCUGAGCAGUGCAGCCAGAGAACUAGGUCUGGAAGCCGGUAAGACGGUGAAGCUGGAGUCCAACGCCAUUCUGGGCUUCUACCUGCGGGUCACGUGCAAGGAGGAGAAGAGUCUGAGGAACAACAAGAAGUUCACCACGCUGGAUGUUCAGAAGAACGGCGUUCGCUUCACAAACAGCAAGCUGAGCUCUCUGAACGAGGAGUACACCAGGAACAGGGAAGAGUACGAGGAGGCCCAGAACGCCAUUGUCAAAGAGAUCAUCAACAUCGCCUCAGGUUACGUGGAUCCCCUUCAGACGCUGAGUGACGUCAUCGCGCAGCUCGACGCGGUGGCGAGCUUCGCCGUGGCGUCGGUGUCCGCUCCGGUUCCGUACGUCCGGCCCCAACUGCUGGACGACGGCCGCAGGCGUCUGGAGCUGCUGCAGGCCAGACAUCCCUGCAUGGAGACGGACGCGGACACCGCCUUCAUACCCAACGACAUCAGCUUCGUCCAGGGGGAGAAGAGCUUCUAUAUUAUAACAGGACCAAACAUGGGAGGGAAGUCCACAUUUAUCCGUCAGGUGGGUCUGAUCGCGCUGAUGGCUCAGAUCGGCUGCUUCGUGCCGUGCGAGAAGGCUGAGCUCAGCGUGAUCGACAGCGUUCUGGCCCGAGUGGGAGCAGGAGACAGCCAGGUGAAGGGAGUGUCCACCUUCAUGUCUGAGAUGUUGGAAACUGCCGCCAUCCUCCGCUCUGCCACGGAAAACUCGCUCAUCAUCAUCGAUGAGCUCGGCAGGGGAACCUCUACGUACGACGGCUUCGGGCUGGCCUGGGCCAUCAGUGAACACAUCUCCUCCAAAAUCAACUGUUUCUGCCUCUUCGCCACACACUUCCACGAGCUGACGGCCUUGGCGGCACAGCAGCCGGCCGUCCACAACCUGCACGUCACCGCCCUGACGACCCACAACACGCUCACAAUGCUGUACCGAGUCAAACCAGGUGUGUGCGACCAGAGUUUUGGGAUCCACGUCGCUGAGCUGGCCUGCUUCCCCCCGUCGGUGCUGGCCGUGGCGAGGGAGAAGGCGGAGGAGCUGGAGGAGUUCCAGGAACCUGUGGGGGACGAUUCGAAGCGGGACGAAGAGCCCGAGGUCAAGAGACGGCGGACAGAUAAGCAAGUGGGAGAAAAGCUGAUCCAGGACUUCCUGGAGAAGGUGAAGGCACUUCCUGUCGUCACCAUGACUGAGGAGGAGGUGAAGGCAGAGCUCAGGAGAAUAAAGCAGGACUUGGUGGCCAAAAAUAACACGUACAUCAGUGAGAUACUUGCCCGCUGCGCUCCUGUAAAAACUGCCUGACUUUUACAUUUUUUUUCUCUAAAUGCUCAUGUUCACCUAAAGCUCAUGUAGGAAUAGAGUUGAGAUUAGAGUGCCUAUAAUCUAUAAGUUUUUCAAUAAAGAAUUUCUCUUAAUUUGCUUUCCACCAA
This is a messenger RNA of Xiphophorus maculatus (southern platyfish), 3004 nucleotides long. It is a transcript of the gene msh2, whose product is annotated as mutS homolog 2. The record is from RefSeq and is a predicted model, not a curated record. Gene Ontology annotation, cellular component: nucleus; MutSalpha complex. The coding region runs from base 63 to 2876 and encodes 937 amino acids. The transcript has 16 exons. Gene Ontology annotation, biological process: somatic recombination of immunoglobulin genes involved in immune response; mitotic recombination; mismatch repair. Gene Ontology annotation, molecular function: ATP-dependent DNA damage sensor activity; mismatched DNA binding; ATP binding. Lineage: Eukaryota; Metazoa; Chordata; Actinopteri; Cyprinodontiformes; Poeciliidae.